AUGGGGUUCCCAGAGGAAACAGUCGCUAAAUUGCCCAAGGGACCCUCGUCAAAGUCGAAGAAAGAGAAAUCCAGCAAAAAGAGGAAGGCAGAAACUCUCGUGGAACCUACACCUCAAAAUCUUCCAACAGAGCCUGCGACGACCGAAGCAAAGGGAGACAUCGCAUCACCAGUAGCUAGCACAGAGCCAGCCGAAGAUGCAUCAUCCGAGCCACCGAUAAAGAAACGCAAGGCCAUUGACGUUGACGAGAUCGAAGUCGAUAUCGCCGCUCCCGUACCACCUUCGAAGAAAGAGCUCCGUCGCCUGAAGAAAGGCAAGCCUCUCCCAGCUUCUAAAACCGCUUCAGACCCUACCGCUGAGUCGAAAGAGAAGGAGAAGAAGGCCGAGGUUGAGAAGAGAUCUGAGCAUGGGGUAUGGAUCGGCAACAUGCCGUUUUUCGUAUCGAAGGACGACUUGCGCAAAUUCUUGGUGGAGCAAUCAGAUCUUACGGACGAGGAUAUCACUCGAAUACAUAUGCCUGGACCGAACGACAAGAAAUCAGCUAACAAGGUCGAAGAGAAAAGAUUCGGCAAGGUUGUUCACAAUAAAGGAUUUGCUUAUGUCGAUUUCUCGACUGCGGAGGGUGUUACACAUGCAUUGGAGUUGUCUGAGGAGCUUCUCUCGGGUCGACGGGUUCUGAUUAAGGAACAUACAUCGUUCGAGGGAAGACCAGAAAGGACAAAGGCGAGUAUCAGGCAGGAGGGCAAGCCGCCGAGCACAAGAGUCUUCUUGGGCAACUUGUCAUUCGAUACCACCGAGGAGUCUCUUACGCAGCAUUUCGAGAAGUGUGGAGCAAUUGCAAGUAUCAAGAUUGCGACCUUUGAGGAUUCUGGGAAGUGCAAGGGUUACGCUUGGAUAGUUUUUGAGGAACUGUCAGCGGCGGAGAGCGCGGUCAAGGGUUUCGUCUACAUCCGAGAAGAGAAAACUGAUGUGUCCGAGCCCGAUGAGAGCGAUGAGGAUUCGGAUCCCGAUGGUGUCACCAAAUCGAAGCCGAAGCAAGUCAAGACGAGAAAGUGGUGGGUCAACAAGAUCAAAGGCCGUCCUUUGCGCAUGGAAUUCGCGGAAGAUGCUCAAGUCCGGUACAAGAAGCGAUAUGGAAAGGGUGGAACCAAGGGGGCCCCAAGCGAUGGUGCCGGUGCCGGUGCCAGGAAGCCUACUGGUGAAGAGCCAAAGUCAAGACCAAUUGUUGCUAAGACUGUCGAGUAUUUUGGGCCGGAUUAUGGUCCUCGUGUGACCGGUGGUAUCGUAGCGAGUGAGGGUAAAAAGGUCAUAUAUUAA
Messenger RNA from Drepanopeziza brunnea f. sp. 'multigermtubi' MB_m1, 1317 nucleotides. RefSeq lists its product as uncharacterized. NCBI's taxonomy places the organism in Eukaryota, Fungi, Ascomycota, Leotiomycetes, Helotiales, Drepanopezizaceae. Gene Ontology annotation, molecular function: RNA binding. The record is from RefSeq and is a predicted model, not a curated record. Gene Ontology annotation, cellular component: nucleolus.